This is a messenger RNA of Tribolium madens (black flour beetle), 2035 nucleotides long. RefSeq names its product glutaminyl-peptide cyclotransferase-like protein. Gene Ontology annotation, molecular function: glutaminyl-peptide cyclotransferase activity; zinc ion binding. Lineage: Eukaryota; Metazoa; Arthropoda; Insecta; Coleoptera; Tenebrionidae. The transcript is spliced from 4 exons. Bases 297 to 1349 code for a protein of 350 amino acids. The record is from RefSeq and is a predicted model, not a curated record.
UUGUCCAGAAGAAAAAACAACCUUGUAAUUCUCAUAUUAUACACCAAUUUCAACUUGUGACCACUAAACCGAUCCCGGAAGUGUGAAAAAUGCUACAAGUUAGCCUCUGCUUUGUUCAAGUUUAAUUCCUGGUGUUUUUUAGUAUUAAAACAGUGUUUUAAGUGCAAUGUGAGUGUUUUUCUGUUCAAAAAGUGCGCCAUUUUUGUGACAUUUGCCACUUUGGCAGUUGAAAUUUAGGUUAGGCUCCUGUCAAAACCAUAUGUUUUAUCAGUAUUACUAGUUAAAAUUGAAAGAAAAUGAGUCAAAUUUUGCUAAAACUGUUCCUAUUUACGGGUAUUCUAACAACUGGAUAUUGCAAUCACCUGAAACAAGCACGAGACCAACACAGACUCCAAUUAUCGACAAAAAGCGACUUGCGUUAUUUAUCCUCACUCUCUGACUCGAAUUACAUCAAUAAAGUCCUCGAUAAAAUCCUAAUUCCGCGAGUCGCGGGGACCCCCGACCACGACAAAGUCUUCAAGUUCCUAUCAUCGGAAAUGCGGCGUUUGGGGUGGCAAGUCGACAUCGAUGAGUUUGUAGAGCGGGCCCCCAUAUUCGGCGCUGUCACGUUCAAAAACAUUGUGGCAAGCCCGAAUCCCCAAGCUGAACGUUUCCUCGUUUUGGCUUGCCAUUACGACUCGAAAUACUUCCCGAAUGCCGUGUUCGUGGGGGCUAUCGACUCGGCAGUGCCUUGUGCUAUGAUGCUCGAGAUUGCGAAGACGCUAUCGCGCGAGUUGGACCGUGUUAAAGACUCCCCAGUGGGCUUGAAGUUUAUUUUCUUUGACGGGGAGGAGGCGUUUGAGGAGUGGGGCCCCAACGACUCGAUUUGGGGCGCUAAACACCUGGCGCAGGUGCUGCACGGUAACACUAGUAGUCUCAAUGGGGAAGUUGUAACAGAAUUGGAUAAAAUGGACGUUUUGGUUUUGUUGGAUUUGAUUGGGAUGAAGAAUCCGAAAUUUUUGAAUUUUUUUGAAAACACCCAGCGAUGGUUUGUGAGGUUGUCCCAAAUCGAGCAUGAGUUGCAAAAGUUGAAUCUUUUGAGGAGUCACAGACAUAGCUAUUUUCAGUCAAGUAGGCCAUAUGGGAGGAUUGAGGACGAUCAUCUUCCCUUUUUGAGGAGGGGUGUGCCAGUACUGCACCUGAUUAGCACCCCAUUUCCCCCUGAAUGGCACACGCCUCGAGAUAAUCGCAAUAUCGUCGACAUGGACACUGUCAAUAAUCUCAAUUUGAUAUUGAAAAUUUUCAUUAGCGAAUAUUUGCAACUUUCCUUGGCGGAGUCAGCGGAAGAAUUACCGGAAAAGGAGCUGUGACAUCAAAGACUUAUUUUAGAUUAUUCUAUUAUGCAUUGUAAAGUCAUAUUUUUGUGAAAUACUCUAGAUAACCAAUUUUUCAUAUUUUACAGAUACUUAAAACCAGACAAGACUCAUGAAAAUCCCAUCCCUCUGAUAACUGUAUUUGUAUUUGCACUAAUUUGUAUUAUUUACAAAAAUUUGCAGGAAAAAAGGUGAUAUUUUGUAAGUGGUGUGAAUCACCCGCAGUACACCGGUGUAUUACUGGUUGCAGCAAUUUUGACUGAAUUUUUAAAAAUGUACAUGGAACCAAAGUCAAUUUUGAGAACUAUAUCAGGAACAAAACCCAAUUAAUAAUCCUGGAAAAUGUAAAUAGGUAUAUAUUUUUAAGGAAAUUAGGAAUUUUGCAACCUGUAACGUUCUAUUAACAAAAAUAUUUAUUUUUUUAUUUAAAUUUCUAAGAAAUCGAGUUUUAAACUUUGUUGUUUAAUUUUAUUGUUCUGUAAUAAAUAACAAAUAUAAUUUGUUGGAGCAAACUUGUUAUUCCUUAACCUGAGAAAUACAAAUCCUGAAAAACGACGAGGAACGAAAAAUUCUAGAUUCUCAUCGUUCACAUUAACUGCUUACACAACAGCAUCAAAAGCAAUAAUAAUUUUGUUCAUUUUCAUUACCAUGUAACAAUUCUUAAACUACUUGAUUCAAACUAA